CUCUGCCGCGGAAGAAGCACGCAGAGGGACUCUCCUCUAAGUGAGCUCACCUGCUCCUGUCCUCUCGGUCUCCUGCCCGUUCUCUGUUCGUGCCCUCCCUUGGAAAACCCCCACCAGCAGCCAUGAGUAAGACCUUCCAAACCAGCUACGUGUCAGGCGGCAUGGGCGGCGGUAGCAUCAGAAAGAGCUUCUCUAGCCGCUCGGCCUCCGCCGCGCCCAUGGGAUCGAGGAUCAGCCUCAGCAGUGCACGUCGGUCCGGCUUCGGCAGCGGUGGAGGUGGCGGUGGCGGCUCCUUCAGCUACAGCGUCAGCAGCAUGGGAGGAGGGUACGGUAGCGGAGCAGGCCUGGGCGGAGGUUUGGGCGGAGGUUUCGGCGGAGGCAUGGGUGGAGGUUUCGGCGGAGGCCUGGGCGGAGGUUUCGGCGGAGGUCUCGGCGGAGGUCUCGGCGGAGGUCUCGGCGGAGGUCUCGGUGGAGGUCUCGGCGGAGGUUACGGAGUUGGCAUGGGUGGUGGCAUGGGUGGUGGACCUGUGCCUCUCCCCAUCACUGCUGUCACCAUCAACCAAAGCCUUCUUCAGCCUCUCAACCUAGAGAUCGACCCCAACAUCCAGACUGUCCGCACUCAGGAGAAAGACCAGAUCAAGACCCUUAACAACCGCUUCGCCUCCUUUAUCGAUAAGGUACGUUUUCUGGAGCAACAGAACAAGAUGCUGGAGACCAAGUGGAAUCUCCUUCAAGAUCAGAAGUCCACUUCCACCAACAUUGAUGCCAUGUUUGAGGCCUACAUCGCCAACCUGCGCAGACAGCUGGAUGCCCUUGGAAAUGAGAAGGUCAAGCUAGAGUCUGAGCUGAAGAACAUGCAGGGCCUGGUGGAUGACUUCAAGAACAAAUAUGAGGACGAAAUUAACAAGCGCACAGCCGUAGAGAAUGAAUUUGUUCUACUAAAGAAGGAUGUUGAUGGGGCCUACAUGAACAAGAUUGAGCUUGAAGCUAAGCUUGAUGCUCUUCAGGAUGAGAUCAAUUUCCUCAGGGCCAUCUAUGAGGAGGAACUCCGUGAGCUUCAAGGACAGAUCAAGGACACAUCAGUUAUUGUGGAAAUGAACAACAGCCGCACCUUGGACAUGGACGCCAUCGUGGCUGAGGUCCGUGCUCAGUAUGAAGACAUCGCCAACCGCAGCCGUGCCGAAGCUGAGUCAUGGUACAAACAAAAGUUUGAGGAGAUGCAGACAUCUGCUGGCCAAUUUGGAGAUGACAUUCGCAACACCAAGAGUGAGAUUGCAGAGCUCAACCGUAUGAUCAGCCGACUCCAGAAUGAAAUCGAGGCUGUAAAGGGACAGCGUGCCAACCUGGAGACCCAGAUUGCAGACGCGGAGCAGAGAGGUGAACAGGCAGUAGCAGAUGCCAAACUGCGCAUUAGGGAACUGGAAGAAGCCCUGCAGAAAGCCAAGCAGGACAUGGCCCGGCAAGUACGUGAAUACCAGGAGCUCAUGAACGUCAAACUGGCCCUGGACAUUGAGAUCGCCACCUACAGGAAACUCCUGGAAGGAGAAGAGAGCAGGAUCGCCUCUGGUGGAGGAACUGCAACCAUCCACAUUCAGGAGAGUUCAAGCGGAGGUGGAUUCGGCGGUGGCUUUGGCGGUGGAAUGGGCGGAGGCAUGGGUGGAGGCAUGGGUGGAGGCAUGGGUGGAGGCAUGGGUGGAGGCAUGGGCGGAGGCAUGGGCGGAGGCAUGGGCGGAGGUUUUGGCUACGGACUUGGUGGGGGCUCAGGCCUGGGCGGGGGCACUGGUAUGAGUCUGGGCGGCGGCUUCGGUUCUGGCUCCGGCAUUGGCAUGGGCGGAGUCGGAGUGUCCCGUAGCUCUAUGGUAUCCAGUAGCAUGCGUCGCUUAUAAAUCCACAAUGUUCUCCCAAACGCUCCAUACAAAACCCCAUCGCUGAGUAACUGAUUCAUUUCCAAAUAUUGUCCGGACGAAUUUCUCAAGCGCCCUCGCCUCCACGUUGUUUCCUUUUCAACUUCACCCCAUGCUAUAUGUAUUCAUAGAGUAUCCGCCUACCCUGUAUCAAACAUGUUUACAUGUGUUCGGCAUAUAGCAUAAGACGUGGUGCAACAUGAUAGAUGCUCUGUGGUUAUAGAGUGGGAGUGAUGAGGUCUAGCUCAUAAGCUUUGAUGUUUGCUCUUACCUCCCAGAAAUGCUUUUGCAAUGUAAUCCCUUACUUUGGCAAACAAAAGUAAGAGGCCUGGAAAGGAGUUUUUGCACUACCUGCCUGACUAGUUUCUGCUGCUCAGUAUUAAAAAGAUGAAUAUUUCCUAAAGAAAUUAGGCAAAUUAAACCAGCAGAAAAAUUUGGCAGUACCAACAGUUUUCUAAAUUGUUUUAUAGUGCAACACAGGCUAAUAACAAGUAAUGUUCUUUGCUACAUGGAAGAUGGACUAAGUUGAGAGAAGAAUUGUCACAAUGUCCUGUACUCUGUUUCCCAAUGACCAACUGGCACAAUAUGAUUUAUGUUAUGUGGUCAACCAUACCACUGAAAAACCUAAAUAAAUGUGGAUUCCCUUCAUCUAUU
This is a messenger RNA of Electrophorus electricus (electric eel), 2558 nucleotides long. RefSeq names its product keratin 5 (gene krt5). Gene Ontology annotation, cellular component: keratin filament. NCBI's taxonomy places the organism in Eukaryota, Metazoa, Chordata, Actinopteri, Gymnotiformes, Gymnotidae. Gene Ontology annotation, biological process: intermediate filament organization; keratinization. The record is from RefSeq and is a predicted model, not a curated record. Gene Ontology annotation, molecular function: structural constituent of skin epidermis.